Kazachstania africana CBS 2517 is the source of this 3168-nucleotide messenger RNA. Its product is annotated as serine/threonine-protein kinase. NCBI's taxonomy places the organism in Eukaryota, Fungi, Ascomycota, Saccharomycetes, Saccharomycetales, Saccharomycetaceae. Gene Ontology annotation, molecular function: ATP binding; protein serine/threonine kinase activity. The record is from RefSeq and is a predicted model, not a curated record. Gene Ontology annotation, biological process: protein phosphorylation; intracellular signal transduction; negative regulation of glycogen biosynthetic process. Gene Ontology annotation, cellular component: nucleus; cytoplasm; cytosol. Bases 1 to 3168 code for a protein of 1055 amino acids. The transcript has a single exon.
AUGAUAUCGAAAGUAAAUAAAGAUACUGACACUGUAAAUAUUAGAACGUAUAGCGUUUCUAACAGUGUGAGUACAUCACGAAAUAAUUCGAGCGUCAAUAUAUCAAGCAAUGAUCAUGCAGAAUUAGUAUCAUUACCAAAUGAAUCCACUCACGCUUAUACUUAUAAUCCUUUAUCUCCAAAUUCUUUGACAGUAAGACUCAACAUUUUAAAAAGGUCAUUACAAGUUCUAAUCAAUAAUCCCGACAUGUUAGGAAUACCUAAAAAAAGGAAAAACGGCGAGCAUGCAUCAACGGCAAGUCGCUCCGAUAGUAACGUGAAUCACAAGAGAAAUUUUACUGAUACUCCAUUAAUUUCAAAUAAUCAUACUAAAACACAACAAAAUUUACAGCUAAAUACCCAUUCUGCUGCUAUUAAUGCAUUUGUCACUAAUUCCAGUAAUAGUACCAUCAUUUCUCGUUCCAAUAUGUUGAAAAGGCCUCAGCCAGUACAAAGAACCAUAUCAUUGAUGUUACUUCCGGAAAACCAUGAUAUUGAUCAAAGUGAUUUAGAGGAGGAGGACGAUGAUUUAUUCAAAAGACCCCGUGCUAGUUUUUACCUAAAUGAUCGGGAAAGCUCAUCCGCUGAAUUAAUUAAUGAGCAAAUAUCAUAUCUGCUGGAACUACUGGAUUUUUUAAAUCAAACUUUGGAUGAUGAUAACAGUAAUUCACCUCAAAAGGCCACUGAUUUACAUAAAUUGUCAUUGGUUAAUAUUAACAAAUUGUUUACAAACGUAAGAGAUGCAGAAUCAAAUCUUCAAAUGAAAAAAUCUCUAUUAAACAGUCUUGCUGAACCUUUUGUUCAGCUAAAUACCAACAACAAGAAUAAUCUAGAUGAAAUCAAUCCUCAUAGGAUUAUAAAUAAUUUCACAUCAUCCAAAAAUUCACCAGAAAAGGCAAUCUUUACGUGUUCACAAGAUUAUCCAUGGCAUUUCAAAUCAGCCAAUGAUCUGACUUGCUUGAAUUUCAACAUCAGCAGGAAGACAUUGAAAAUUUUAACAUUAUUGGAUUUAAUUCAUCCAGAUUCAAGGGAUUUUAUAAUUUCAAAAUUAACUUCAAUAUAUGACAAAGGUAACAAAAAUAACGACCUUAUUUUUGCUGGAGAAAUUGUACCAAUUAUUAAUGGCAAUAGUCUUCAUUCAUGGGCAUCAUUGUGGAUCAAGAAAAGGAAUGAUUUACUUGUUUGUGUCUUCGAAAAAGUUCCCUGUGAUUUCAUGGACAUUGUAUUAAAGUUAAACGAAGAGGACAGUUUGAUGAUUGAUAAGGUCACAGACGUUUCAAAUUUAUUAUCGCUAAACGGCGAGUUUGAAUCAGAGGGUGAAAAGAAAGAAUUAGAUAUUGCAUGCAUAAGUAAAUCAUUAAACUGUUUGAUAACAGACUCCAAUCCCAGUGACAUAACGAAUAUUUCAAGACAAAUCAACAAUACCAGAUAUUUCACGUUAAACUAUUCAAACUAUAAUAUUCCAUGUGCGAUUGCAUCAUCCAUAUUAAAUGACAAUAAUUUGAAGUUAAAAAUCCAUAGUUUGCCCUAUCAAGCAGGCUUAUUUCUUGUAGAUGCAUCAAAUUUCAAAUUAAUAAGUUUCAACAAAUCUAUUUCUAAAAAUUUAUUUGGUUAUCAUUCUGUGGAAUUGAUUAAUGAACCAAUAACGACAAUUAUCCCAAAUUUCAUCGAUAUGUUGAAGUUUAUUAAUGAAAACAAAAAGCAAUCAACAAGCCAAGUUGGACUCGUAUUAACGGAGCAUUAUUUUAGGAAAAUUCAAUCUGAAAUGAAUAACGACCCUGACGAAUUUUACACAUCCACCGGUAUCGAUGUGUUGCACAAAGAUGGUGCUACCAUUAAAAUAGAUAUUCAACUUCGAACAAUAAACACGAAUAUUAUAGCCUUAUGGUUAACACAUUCAAGGGACGUUUUAUUCAAUGACUACUCAAUAAUUCCUUCUCAAAUGCAAAAAAUUGAUUCUACCGAUAAGAUUGACGAACUACAAGAUUUAUUAGAUACGGUUACAAUAACCCCAAGCACACUGCCAACUUCUCAAUCAACAAUAAAAUCAAUAGUAGAUUAUGCUUCUACAACUCCCAGAACGGAAGAUACGAUUUGUGAAGAAAGGACCGCUACACAACAACCUAAUACGGAUGAAAUUGAUCCAAAAGUUAAAGCCAAGGUUGAACUGACAAAAUUGUACACAUCUGAUAAAUCAAAAUUUGUAACGUCUGAUAAUUUCAAAGUUGACGAAAAACUAAUUGCCGGCAUUACUAGUAACCCAUUAUCACAACCUGAGCCUCCAACACUUCCAAAUGGUAUAAACCCAUUCGGAAUUGAGCGUAGAACGAAGAGAAUGGCCGACUUCGUGGUUUUACAAAAAUUAGGUGACGGUGCCUAUGGUCAUGUUCACCUUUGUAUGAACAAGAAAACAAAGCAUUUAGUUAUCAUUAAAGCCAUUAUCAAGGAAAGAAUCCUCAUUGACACUUGGGUUCGUGACAGAGAAUUUGGUACCAUCCCUUCCGAAAUUUAUAUAAUGUCCAAAUUUAAUGCUCACCCACAUGACAACAUUACACAAAUAAUGGAUUUCUUUGAAGAUGAUGACUAUUAUUACAUUGAAUUAGAAUCACAUGGUGAAACUGGUUCAAUUGAUUUAUUCGAUUUAAUCGAAUUAAAGACAAAUAUGACAGAAUUUGAAGCCAAACUGAUUUUCAAACAAAUUGUUUCUGGUAUUAAAUACUUACACGACCAAGGUAUAGUGCACAGAGACAUCAAAGAUGAAAAUGUUAUUGUUGAUUCAAAUGGCUUUGUUAAAUUAAUCGAUUUCGGAUCAGCUGCAUACACCAAGACUGGACCGUUUGAAGUCUUUGUUGGUACAAUCGACUACGCUGCUCCCGAAAUAUUAGGUGGAAAUCCAUAUAAGGGAAAACCACAAGAUAUCUGGGCCCUCGGUGUUUUAUUAUACACAUUAAUUUACAAAGAGAACCCAUUUUAUAACGUAGAUGAAAUUUUAGAAGGGCAAUUGAGGUUCGAUGGAACUUGUAAUGUUACUCAAGACUGUAUUGAUCUAAUCAGGUGGAUUUUAACCAAAUCCGUUAAUGACAGACCUUCUAUAGACGAAAUUGUGAACUCCGAAUGGUUACAAAUUUAG